Molecule: messenger RNA, 2301 nt
Organism: Danaus chrysippus (African queen)
Lineage: Eukaryota; Metazoa; Arthropoda; Insecta; Lepidoptera; Nymphalidae
Source: the annotation of a GenBank genome assembly
AUGUUCGACCUUAAGGCAUGUGUUGUGUGUUUAAAAGCCGAUGUAAAGUUAUUUAGCCUGAAUAAUGGUCAACUUAGACAACAAUUCUACUUAGUAGCUGGGCUUAAGACAAAUUCCGGAACUGGUCUACCAGAAUAUUUAUGUUAUCAAUGUAAGGGAUAUGUGAGAAGUUUUAUAAGAUUUCGUGAAAAAUGCCAAAGAACAUUUUAUGUGUUACAAGAAAUUUUAAAAACAAAUAAUGAGAUAACACAAUCUGUAUUAAAUGAAUUGGAUUAUAGUAUUCUUAAUAUUAAGCCAGGCUUAGCUUAUAUGGACUCUACUAAAGGCGGACAUCAGUAUGAGGACAUAAAAUUCAAAUGGUUGAAACAGAAUCGCACAUGUAUAGAGCCCCAAGGCAAUAUUCCCGUUAUGUUAUGUAGUACAACGGAAAAUAUAUUUGAAUUGCCGUUCAAACCGAAAUCAAAUUGCGAAGAUGUGAAAAAUUCAUAUGAUAUGGCUAUCGGACUAAGCAAUAAUAUUGAGAAGAAUGAAGAAAUGUUUGAUUCAAAUGUAAAUAUUAGUAAUAACGAUUUAGAAGUAAUAGAAUUGCAGAAAGAUGAUGCCGAUGGUUCUAUUCUAAAUGAGGAAUAUGGUAAUGUAAUCCCGAUUAGUUUGAAGGAAGCCCAGGCUGUUGUGGAUAUUAAUAAGAAAUUUGCACUCGGAAAGUUUCGUUGUGAUAUCUGUGAUAAGGCUUAUUGUAAUGAAAAAAAUUUAGAAUUACAUAAGAGAAUGCAUGUAGAGAGUGUAAGUGGUUCACAUUUCUGUGUGCUGUGUAAAUAUUAUUAUAAGACAGAAUUUUUACUCAAAAACCAUUAUAAAGACAAACAUAUGUAUAAAUAUUUAUGUAGGAAUUGUCCUGAAGUUAGUUUUGACAGAUUUUCAGCAAAAAGACAUUACAUGUUGAUACAUGGUCCAAAAGGUACAAAGAAAGAUGGUGUGACCGACAAAAUAAAUAAAAAAAGACUUAACAUAGAUAAGAAAAAGCAAGGGAUUUAUAUUCAUAAGAAGAUUAAACCGAAAGACCCGGAAGAUUUCUUAAUAUAUACACCAAUAAAACAAGUAGAACAAUAUUCUAUGGUGCUAGACAGGCAGAAAACAAAGAAUUAUAUAGAAUCUCCAUACAAAUGUCAGUAUUGCUUCAAAGGUUUCAGGGAAGUGGUUACAUAUGAGAAGCACAUGCAGAAACAUGACCCUGUGUAUUCCGGUAAAUAUCAGUGUGAUAUGUGUAAGAUACAUUGUUCCAGUACACGAAAGAUGUAUAAACAUAUGAACACGACACAUAACUUUAAAUUUUCCUGCCAAAUGUGCAGUUUUGUAUGUUACAGCAGAGGUCAAGCAAGGUCACAUUAUCAGUGGCAUAAAAACGUUACUUACUCCUGCCCUCACUGUACCAAAGUUUUUACGAAGCAAUCGACUCGUCUGACCCACAUUCGUAUUAAACAUCCGUCUACUUAUAUCUGUAAUAUAUGCGGACACAGUUACGUGAGUGAGGCUGGCUUGUACUGCCAUAAAAAGAUUGCACACAGUGCUGAGGAGAUAAAAGUCCAGGAAAUGCCAACUCCGUCCCUAUCCCUAUAUUGUUCUGAGUGUGAAGUACAGUUUACGAAUCAAAAAGCUUACGACACACACUUCGGAUCAUCAAACAAACACGCCGAUACUAACGUUUCAACCAAGCCUUCUCGUAGUAAUAAGUGUAGUCCGUCUCGACCUCGCGGCCGGCCCCGCUCCGGGUCAGAUGUUCUUAACACUGGGGUUACAACAGCUUCGCACUGUGAAAUAUGCCAGCAAUACUUACCGAACGAUGUUCAAGCGAAGCGACACUACGAGUCAGAACAUCCCGGGGCGACUUAUCUCAAGAGAUAUAUGUGUGAUAUAUGUGGACAUACAACGAAGCAAUACGCGAACCUAUUGGUACACAUGCGGACACACACACAGGAAAAGCCAUACUCGUGUCCUCAUUGUCAGAGGAGAUUCAGUAUGGUGAGCAACAGGGACAGACAUUUAGUGGUACACACAGGUGAAAAGCGAUAUCAGUGUCAGCAUUGUAACCGUCGCUUCACACAGAGCAGUGCAGUCAAGCUUCACAUACAAACCGUUCAUCUGAAGAUACCUUAUGCUCCGUGGAAUAAGAAAAACAGGAAACGACGUCGUGAUGAGCCAGCGCCCCCCUCCCCAACGCCCCAACAACCUCCUCAAGCCCCACACAAGCUAGUAUUGGACGCUGGGAAUUAUCUGAGCGCGUAUAUAACGUAUAAUGAAUAG